CUUCCGAGCUAGUCGUUUCUUUAAUUUUAACGAUUUUUUCAUGUUUUGUUUCUCUGGGGCUUUGUUGUGAAAAGAAAUCAAAGGCAGCCCUGCACCGUGGAUAGCAAAGGCUUAAAGCAUAUUUCUACAUUUAUAGGUACAAAAGAAUGGACUUCAAGAUAUUAGUACUGCUUCUAGCGUCUACCACAAGAUGUGUCUGUGUGUUCAUAUCCAAUCCUACCAGCAACGCUACAGAAAGACAUCGCCUUUACACAGAACUUUUCGUUAAUCAGGGCUACAACUCUAAGAUUACUCCAUUCCAAAAUCAACCUCGGUCUUUUAAUGUAAAAAUUGCUUUCUAUCUUGAAAAGAUUAUUGACUUAGAUGAGAUAACCGAAACAUUAAAGACAACAGCCUUCAUGAGCAUAGCAUGGUACGAUACAUACUUGCAAUGGGAUCCUUUGGAAUUCAACCUCUUACUUUUGACAUAUUGGCCUCAGGACGAUGUUUGGAAGCCAGAUCUAGUUCUAGCCAAUUCAGUUAAAUCAUAUGAAAGUCUUGGACAUGAAACUAUUUUGGUUGAAAGUUUUGUUUACGGUGAGAUUAGGUGGUUCCCUCAUGAGGUGUUUGAAACGGCGUGUGAUAUAGACAUGACUUAUUACCCAUAUGAUAUACAAACUUGCGAAAUAAAGUUGAUGUCGUGGAGCUACACUGCAAUUAAUCUAACCGCAGUAUCUAAUAAUGUGUUGUUAACCUAUUACGAUGCCAGCCCUGUAUGGGAAAUCCACGACACAAGUGUAAAACAUUCAGAAAGAUUGGGCGUGGAUGUCCUUAUUUAUGAAAUAAAGUUGAAGCGGAAACCCCAACACGCACUGAUGACAUUAUUUCUUCCAGUUCUGUUAGUAAAUAUUCUAGGACUUUUCGUGUUUGCAAUACCUAACGGUGGUAACAGAUCAGGAUACGCGGUUACAGUAUUCCUAGCUUUCUCCUUCUACUUGACCAUUGUAGAUUCUGUUAUGCCUCCGCAUUCCGAGAAGAUACCGCUCUUUUCGAUAUAUCUAGUUGUUCAAACUGCCCAGUCAACAAUCAUCACAAUUUUAUCUGUACUUUUAACGAAAGCAGAAUUAAUGGACAAGGACACGGCAGUACCACGUUUUCUUGUGUUUCUCGUUAAAAUUAGCAAAGUAUUCUGUAAGAAAAAUACCAAAUCUAACAAGGUCCAUACAAUUGAAAGCAUUGAGACAGAAGCAACUUCAUCUUCGGAUAACAUUACCGAUAACAACAAGGAAGCCAAAAAUGUCACGGAAACAACACACUUUACUUGGGACAUGGUUGUCGACGCCGUUGAUAAAAUAGCAGCAAUAUUCUUCACUUUAACUUUAGUUUCUACUUCUGCAGGUUUCUUUUAUGCAAUCUUUCGUGAAAACAAAUGACAGAUUCGUUUAAUGAAACCUAUAAAAAUUGAAUAUGAAGUAAGUUUUAUCUUAAACUAGAUUAUUCGUUGUUCCAUCAAUCACUUGUUAAUCUACAUGUUUUGACGAGAGAGAACUAAAAAUGUUUUCUUAAUAAUGAACUGAAAUAGGGACUACAUCCGAUUUUCUAUCCAAAUUGUCGAAAAAUAAAAUAGUGCUUUUUACUGUAGAAAUUUUGCGAAUUUCGGCGUAUUGAUACCACGAGGAUAAGCCUUCAUGAAUACAAGUUUGCGUUAACGUUGAACAUAUACUUUUUUUCAAUUCUGUCAUUUAUGCAUGGACAUUUUGUAAUAAUAUAUAUAACAUAACAAGACAUGUCUUUAUAAGUGUAUGAAUGUUUUCUACAUUUAACACGAUUACUUUUCUGUUAACACUGUCGCUUUUUCCAGUUGACUGAUUUACGAAACUAUGUAUAUGUACUGUUAAAAUGUUUAUUUAUGUAAACUAAAACUGGACGAACGGCUUACUAUCUUGAAAGUUAUUUUCUGUCACUUAUUUUUACAAAAAAAAUACUGCCGUAAAUUUUACAAGUCACGAAAACUUCAACAAGUCGAAUCUGACGCAUAAAAAUCAUUAAAUUGAUAUUUUUUCUUUAAACAGCUAUAUAAAUUACUGCUGAUUAUAAAUAUUGUUUACAACACAUGUAUAUGUACACGUAUAUUCACUUUAUAAAACUAAUGUGAGCAUAGUACAAUGCAUGAUAAAACUUCUCGACAAGGAUUUAAUUUCAUUCUUUAGAAUUUCUUAUUUUAUAAUGUUUCAUCCAGGAACGCAUGAUUUAUCUUUUAGUAAAAAAUUUUGAUUGCAGAAAUUUAUUAAAACCUAUGAAUAUCUUUCUGAAUUUAUUGAAUUUGAAUAAAAUAAUGCACAAAUUAUGUUUGGGAAGUUGCAUUCCCUAUUACUGGUCAAGAUAAUUUCGUCUUUUCUGCCAGUAAUUCACUAUAUAUGACACUAUAUAUUCAUAUUGUAUAUACCUGUAAAUAUUUUAUAGCUUUAAAAGUAACACAUCUUAUCUGUGUGUACAAAGAAAGGUUUAUUUUUUUACAAAUAUCAAAUUUGAGCAAAAUAUAUCUUUGUUAAACCAGGCCAAUAUAAAUAUCCCGAAAUUUGAUACAUAAAUAGGUAUAAGUAAUAGCAUAAAUAUGUUUUAGCAAUUUUACUACAAGAACAAACCAUACACAUGUCAUUUUAUGCGGGGCAAUAAAAUCGGCUGCAAUUUUCAAAUGUGAUUUAUUUCAUUCACAAAAAAGACAUAUCUUUUUAAGUGUAAGAAUGUAUUCUACAUUUAGCACGAUAACUUACCUGUAAACACUGUCACUGUUAUAAUCCAUUGUUUUCCACUUGAUUGAUUUACUAAACCAUGUAUGUGCACUGUUAAAAUGUUUAUUUAUUUAUACUACGCAUUUUGAUAAAACAGGACGAACGGCUUACUUUCUCUAAUGUUAUUUUCUGCCACUUUUUUUACAAAAAUAGCAGCCGUAAAGUUUACAAGUCACGAAAACUUUAACAACUCUAAAAGUGACGCAUAAAAAUCAUUAAAUAGAUAUUUUUCUUUAAACAAAAUACAACUAUAUAUAUUAAUGCUGAUUAUAAAUUUUGUUUACAACACAUGUAUAUGUACGAGGGAUGAUCAAAAAUUAACCGGACUUUGUAAAUGAUUCGUUACCUGUUAAAUGAAUUUACAUAAAAAUACACGGAACAUAAAUCGGAAUCUAUUCCCUAAAUGAUACAAAAAAUACCAACAAGAAAUAUAAACAAAUAAAAAAGUUAUGCAGUUAGUGUCAUGUACAUGUAAAGCAAUGUGGCGCACGGUAUAACUUUGAAAUUGACGUUAACGACGUCACAAGCGUAUUUUCCCUAACGGAGCAGUUUUUUACUCAUUCACAGAGUAUGCCAAUAAGUGGAACAGUCAUAUUGUUGAUGCGGCGGAUCCACUGCCUAUAUAUAUUUCUGUACUAGUCGGUAUCAUAUUGUAUUGAAAAGGAAUGGAUGUUGAUAAAGAACUCCUGUAAUGACGCAAAUUUCCGUUCUUUCCUUCUGUAACUUGAUUGCUGGAAAAAUUGCACAUGCAAUAAACUAUAUUUUGUACAUGUAUAUUGAGUUUAUAAAAAUUAAUGUGAACAUAGUACAAUGUAUGAUAAAACUUCUUGACAAGGAUUUACUUUCAUUCUUUAGAUUUUUUUCAUUUUAUAAUGUUUCAUCCAACACUUUAUUUAUCUUUUUGUAAAAUACUUUGAUUGCAGAAAUCUAUUGAAAACUCGGAAAUAUUUGCUGAAUUAAUUGAAUUUGAAUAAAAUAAUGCACAAACUAUGUUUGGGAAGCUGCAUUCCCUAUUACUGGUCAAGAGACUUUUGUCUUUUCUGCCAGUCAUUUUAAUGACACUAUAUAUUCAUACUGUAUAUACCUGUAAAUAGUUUAUAGUUUAAAAAGAAACAUGUCUUAU
Messenger RNA from Ruditapes philippinarum (Manila clam), 3894 nucleotides. RefSeq names its product acetylcholine receptor subunit beta-like 1. Gene Ontology annotation, molecular function: extracellular ligand-gated monoatomic ion channel activity; transmembrane signaling receptor activity; neurotransmitter receptor activity. The transcript is spliced from 6 exons. Gene Ontology annotation, cellular component: neuron projection; membrane; synapse. Bases 147 to 1412 code for a protein of 421 amino acids. Lineage: Eukaryota; Metazoa; Mollusca; Bivalvia; Venerida; Veneridae. The record is from RefSeq and is a predicted model, not a curated record. Gene Ontology annotation, biological process: monoatomic ion transmembrane transport; nervous system process; signal transduction.